CGCCAAACUCUGCUUCGUCCUUCCGCUUCUUCAACUCGACGACGACUUUCCCCCCCACGCCGACAUCCCUCAGCUCAAAAGGAAUCAAUUAUCAAUUCCAGGUUUCUUAUCAUGACUGACCAGAAGACCCAACAGCCCAAGGCCUUUGUGGUCGAGCACCUGGAUCCCGAACUGGGGCCAUGGUCCGCCUUGGAAUACGCUGCUAUUGCCCGCGAGUCCCAUGCCAACGGCGCUCGCUUCUUGCUCAGUUCGGUGCCCGCCGAACUGCAGAUGCCCGCCGAGCUGGCCGCUACGAAGGGCUUGGAGGUUGAGCAGCGUGGUGUCGAGGAGAUUUUUGCGGAUCGGAAGGACAAGGUCUGUCUGUUGGAUCCUUCUGCGAAGACGGAGUUGAGCCCGGAGGAUGGUGAUGUUUUUGAGGUGUUUUUGUUUGGUGGUAUUCUCGGUGAUGAUCCGCCUCGGGAUCGCACUUCCGAACUACGGAAGAAGGGCUACAAUGGCCGUCGCCUUGGACCCAAGCAGAUGACGACUGAUACUGCCGUGCGAGUGACCCGCAUGGUGGUGCACGAACGAGUACCCCUCGAGAAGAUCUCCUACGUGGAUUACCCAGAGAUUUUGAUCAAUGAGCACGAACGGACCGAAAUGCCAUUCCGCUACGUGGUAGACGCCAAGGGUGAGCCUAUCAUGCCUGAUGGGAUGGUGGAUCUGAUUAAGAACGACGCCGACAAGGGCGUCGGUGAUCUUUUCUGAGCUGGGACGGGCUCCACGUCGAACCCCCCUCUAAAAAAUACCAAUUCAUCAAGGUCAAAACGCCUCGCGGUUUCAGAUGAUGAUCCCGAUUUAUAUGCUUGUAGUUCUGGAAUUAUGAUUGUUCCAUGCCUUCCCAGGGCAGGUUUCGUCUUAUCUUGGCUUUCUGGGUUGCUGGACAUGGAAUAGUUCCAGACCAAGUUAAAGUACUCUCCAACAAAGGGGGAUCGAGACAAUUCGAACCACGGGUUGUACUGGCCGUAAAUAGAUGUCAAUAGGAAAAAAUAACCUCUCUUCUGCCAAUGAAUGAUGAGCUUCUUCACGGACUAGCUUCACUAGCUUGCGAC
Penicillium subrubescens is the source of this 1091-nucleotide messenger RNA. Its product is annotated as SAM-dependent methyltransferase. The coding region runs from base 112 to 747 and encodes 211 amino acids. The transcript is spliced from 5 exons. Lineage: Eukaryota; Fungi; Ascomycota; Eurotiomycetes; Eurotiales; Aspergillaceae. The record is from RefSeq and is a predicted model, not a curated record. Gene Ontology annotation, molecular function: protein-arginine omega-N monomethyltransferase activity. Gene Ontology annotation, biological process: peptidyl-arginine methylation.